This is a messenger RNA of Planococcus citri (citrus mealybug), 3405 nucleotides long. RefSeq lists its product as uncharacterized. The record is from RefSeq and is a predicted model, not a curated record. Gene Ontology annotation, biological process: DNA integration. NCBI's taxonomy places the organism in Eukaryota, Metazoa, Arthropoda, Insecta, Hemiptera, Pseudococcidae. The coding region runs from base 1 to 3405 and encodes 1134 amino acids. Gene Ontology annotation, molecular function: nucleic acid binding. The transcript is spliced from 2 exons.
AUGUCACCGGUUCGUGCUGUUAAAGAACUUUGCGAUCUCGAAUCCAUUGGGAUAAAAGAUAUGCCGCUUACGAGUAUUCAAGAAGAAGAAAACGCAUUAAAACAAUUCUACGAUAAUAUUCAACUCGUAGAUAAUCGUUAUCAGAUUCGUUUCCCAUGGAGACAAUAUCCACCACCGUUGGAAGACAAUUUUGGCUUAGCAAUUGGUCGUUUACGUUCGUUACAAAAUAAAUUUACACCUGAAUCGUUCAACGAAUACAACGCUAAUAUACAGAAACACUUGGAUGCCGGUUACGUUGAAGAAGUCACUGGUAUUGAUAUGAAAACAACGCAAAAAUACUAUUUACCUCAUCACGCCGUUUUCACACCUGAUAAAUCUACGACACAAAGAAUUGUAUUCGAUGGAUCGGCGAAAUCAAAAAACAAACAGAGUAUCAAUGACGCAAUUUACAAAGGUACGAAUUUACUGAGCCAUGGAUGUGAAAUUUUAAUUCGAUUUCGUCUGUACCGCAUUGUUAUAUUGAGUGAUAUCGAAAAAGCCUUUCAUCAGUUGAUUAUACACGCACUUGAUCGAGAUUUUGUCAGAUUUCUAUGGCUACACGAUUAUAAACUUCCUGCAAGUGGAAAAAACCUUCGAAUACUGCGAUUCCUCUGCGUAGUAUUUGGUAUCAUCGCUAGUCCGUUUCUCCUCAACGCAACAGUCCGUUAUCACCUGAAAAAUAACAAAAACGAGUUCACAGAACAAAUGGAACGAGAUAGAUACGUAGAUAAUUUCAUCACUGGGUAUAAAUCAGCUGAGAUUGCCAAAAAAUAUUAUCAUUUUGCCGUCGAAGUAUUUAAACAAUGCUCAAUGAAUUUACGUCAAUGGUCAACAAACGAUAAUCAACUUCGCGAUGUAUUCACUCAACCGGAAAAAUCAGCAUCAAUUUCGGUACUUGGUUUAGUGUGGAACCAAUACGAAGACGUUUUUCAUCUGAAACAAAUUAAAAUACCUGAAGUUAUCACUUUACGCACUGUUUUGAGUACUGUCGCUCAAUUUUUCGAUCCCUGUGGUUACUGGACACCAAUAUCGAUCAAGGCGAAGAUAUUCUUACGCGAACUCCAUUCCACUUACAACUGGGACGAUAAAUUAUCCGAAGACCAUUGUAAUCAAUGUCAAUUAAUAUUUACCGAACUUCAAACUGCAGCAAAACAAACGAUGCCGCGUUAUCAGAACGUUUCACAAGACAGUGAUAAGAAUCACUACUGUUUACAUGUAUUUGUCGAUGCUUCGGCGAAAGCUUGUGCAUGUGUUGUGUAUUUAUCAUGCAAAACCGAAGAAAAUAUCACGUCACAUUUGCUGUUUUCAAGAACGAAGUUGGCUAAACUUACUGAUAUUCCAAAGUUGGAAUUAAUCGCAGCUUACAUGGGUAUGAAAGCUUUACAAUUCGUACGUGAAUCACUACCGUUCAAAAUCGAUACUCAAAUUCUUUGGUCUGAUUCCAAAUGCGUUCUCACUUGGAUACUUACAAGUAAAAUACUUCCUGUUUUUAUUCAACGCCGAAUCGAUGAAAUACGCAACAUUCCGAACGUUAUCAAAAAUUUCAUUCCUGGAAAAGAAAAUCCAGCCGAUAUACCAACCAGGGGAAUGUUUGUUGACGAAUUGUUAAACUCCUGUUGGUUUAAUGGUCCAACUGACUGGUUAAAACGAUCAAACGACUGUACAACUUUACCAUUCGAACUUACACCUGAGCUAGAUGUGAUUACGAUUGAAGAACCAAGGACUGUACUUACCACAAACACUGACGCAACGCCGCCGCUUUACGUUUAUCCGUUCGAUAUAAAUCCAGCAGAUUUCGAGUCAUAUUCGCAUUUACUACGAUAUACGUCAUACUUUGUCAAAUUUAUCGCCAACAAUCCACGUUUACCAAGAAACAUCUUUCCAUAUGGAGGUUCGUUAUACAGUGUUCGAAAUCUAUGGCUGAAAUUCGAACAGCAACGUUGUUAUCAAGAUUUACUUACCUCUUUACGUAUGAAAAAGCCGCAUCCGCUCAUUACAAAGUAUAACGCUUACCUGGAUGAAAAAACUGGGUUGAUUAGAUGCUCAGGACGUUUCAAAUAUGCGCCACUGUCAAUGAAAGAAAAAUGUCCGAUCCUGUUGCCAAAAAUGAAAGACUCACGGUUCGUCUUUCUACUGUUUAAAUUUCACCAUGAAUCAGCGUUCCAUGCCGGCACAAAUUUCGUUUUAAAUUCGCUUCGACGUACGUAUUGGUUACCUGAUGGUCGUCACUCAGUUUACAACGCCAUUCAACACUGUAAAAAGUGUAAACGUUUCACCACUCGACCAUACGUACAGCCGCAGAUAUCCGACUUACCCGAAUUUCGCCUACAAGCAUUCAAAUCGCCAUUUACCAACGUUGGAAUUGACACAUUCGGUCCUCUUUAUGUCAAUAAAGAAAAACGCUACGUUUUACUUGCAACAGAUCUCGUAAUUCGAGGUAUUGACGCAGAAUUGCUUCUCAAUAUGUCCACAGAGGAGAUCUGUUUGGGACUUCGCCGUAUUAUUGCUCGCCAUUCGACACCGAAGCUGAUAUUAUCAGAUAAUGCGCCACAAUUCAAAGCUGUGAAGCAAGCAUUCGAUAUCAUCUUUACCCAUGAAUGGUCAUGGAAAUUCAUCCCAGCCCAUUCCCCAUGGAUGGGUGGUGUUUACGAAAGGAUGGUCGCAUUAAUGAAGAAUUCGUUGCUGAAAACGUUCCAUAACGUUGCAUUAUCCGAAUCGUUGCUACGUACAGCAUUAGCUGAAAUAGCCGCCACUUUGAAUGAUCGUCCGCUAACCUACGUUGUUAAGAACGAUCAAGACGAGAUAAUAACGCCGAAUCACUUUUUGAAAUCGUAUUUCACCGUCAACGAUAUACCUGAGCAAGCUGAAGCAAACGCAACCAGGGAUGGAAGAGCCGGGAGCGAGCCGGAGCCAGAAACAGCUUACCUGCAACAUCUUCGAGAACGGGGAUUUUCACCGAAUGCGAAAUUCCCAAAAGCCACAACAACACAGCCGCCAACUGUAGGUGACGUUGUCAUUAUCGUAGACGCGUUACGUAAAAGAAACAACUGGUCCCUAGCUAGAAUCGUCGAACUUGUAUACAGCCAAGAUAACGAAGUCCGAAGCGCCAAACUCCGUACGAAAAAUGGAGUAAUUAUUCGGCCGAUCAAAGAUCUUUGUCCGAUCGAAUUAGCUGCAGCACAGGUACCCGAUUCCGAGCCGCAGCCAACUCUAGACGAUGUAGAAAAUGAAGAUGCGCCGCCGGAAGAGAAUAUUACUUCACCGGAAACGGCCAUACACGAAUUCGAUCAAUUCGAUCAACCGCAGGAUGAUUGGGACAAUCCCAUCAUCACCGUUGAAGAAAUCUCCGACGACAACGACGACUAG